Procambarus clarkii (red swamp crayfish) is the source of this 2081-nucleotide messenger RNA. Its product is annotated as SET domain-containing protein SmydA-8. The record is from RefSeq and is a predicted model, not a curated record. Gene Ontology annotation, molecular function: protein binding. NCBI's taxonomy places the organism in Eukaryota, Metazoa, Arthropoda, Malacostraca, Decapoda, Cambaridae.
CUCCGGCGGUCAGAAGAGCGGCCCCGCGGCGGUGGUGGGAGCUGGUGGAGGUUGGCACCGUGGCCACCCCUGGCACCCCUGGCACCCCGCGGUGUAUUUUCGUGUGGCAUGCCACAUGGGUUUGACAACCAGGCGGCAGACAGUCACCAGACGACACCAGUGUCGCGCUCUCUGCGCUCCCACCAUACCUUUCUCCACAUCUCCACCAACGGUGACAAAUAUCGGUGAAUAUCGGUGACUAGGAAAGGUCAAACUCGACUCUUCAAAGCCACUGUUAAUCCAGGUGGUGUUGUACAGAGGUGCUUCUCCUGCAGGCCAUGGCAGGGGGCGGGGCGUGCGGGGAGUGCGGGUCGGAGGCCAGCCUGCGGUGUGGGGGCUGCAGCGCCGUGCACUACUGCAGCAGGGAGCACCAACGGAAGCACUGGGUCAUCCACAAGGAUGAGUGCUGGCCAGUCACGCAGGCUCGCGACCCACAGUGCGGCAGGUACUUGGUAGCAACACGCGACCUGAAGGAGGGACAGCUGGUGCUGCGAGAGAAGCCGCUGGUGCUGGGCCCUGUGGCGGAGUCGCCGCCGGUGUGUCUAGGAUGCCACGCACCCAUCACCGCCGAGGACCACCCUCGCUGCCAGGGGUGUUCCUGGCCCCUGUGCUCCCCUGCCUGCGCAACCACCGCCCGCCACCAGGCCGAGUGCGCAGCGCUGGCCACAGACACCAAGAAGAUCGCUCCGCCAACCAGCAUGAUCAGGACGCCUCGCUACGACGUCAUCCUCGUACUUCGAUGUUUGCUACUUCGCUCCCUAGACCCAACGAGCUGGGAGAAAAUUAAGCGCAUGGACAGUCACUCGGAAAGUCGCAAGGAGAGUAAGGAGGAGACUCACAUCAUCGCCAUCAAGUACUUCAGUGAAGUUCUUCAAGUUGACUGUGACGCCGAGACCGCCAGCCACGUCCACGGAGCCAUCAUAACAAACGCCAUCAACACCUACGGGGCUAGUGGGGACAGCCUACGAGGAUUGUACCCGACUCUCUAUCUCAUGAAUCACUCCUGUCUGCCUAAUGUCACCCUACGCUCAGAUCUCAACCGGACACUCUUCGUGCGAGCCGCUGUGCCCAUCAAGAAAGGUCAACCUUUGUUAUUCAGCUACUUGCCCCCGACUGACCCCGUCUGGCGCCGCCAAGCAGAUCUAUAUAGUAUUUACUUCUUUAAAUGCGCAUGCGAGCGCUGUCGAGACCCCACAGAGCUGGGCACCUAUUUUUCUAACCCGCGAUGUUCCGCGUGUGCUGAAGGGUUCCUAGAGCCUAGCGGAGGCUCCGGAGCGCCAUGGUCGUGCCCCGGGUGUGGAGCACAGCGUCCGGAAGAUGAUGUCGUCAAGGAAGCUGAAGACUUCGUCCAAGAUAUCGAUAACAAGUUCACGUCAUUCACCGACGUCUGCAAGCACCUAGCCAGGAUCGAGAACACCUUUCACAAUAAUCACUUUGUGUGGCUGACGGCGGCUAAAGCAGCAAUGUCCAUACUGUCGAAGGAAACUACGACACAGUCCCUGUGCCUCCGCCGAGACCUGUGGCGGCGUCUCAUUCACCUGUACCAGCGGCUGGAACCCGGGUCCACCAGGAGACGAGGAGUGUCAUUGUUCAACUCUGCGGUCGUGGAGAGAGACGCAGCGCUCCUCCACCUGUCGUCAUCGGGAGGCAAACGAUCGGCCGAGUUCGAGGAGGGUCUGAACCGCGCGGUCAACAUGCUCGAUGCCGCCAUCCCCAUUCUCGAACUGGAGCCUCCGGAUUCGGCAGAGCUGCGAUGGCUCCUCAACGCCAGGGCCGAGAAGGAGGUCAUCUAUGACCUCAUUUCAGGCGGGAAACCCGUGGAAUAUCAGUGAAAGGAAUAAACUCCAAAAUGAAGAUUGAUAUUUUCUAUUGCUAGAACUCCUCACACCUUUCAUCCUUGUUUGAAGCCGUACGGAAACGGCUUCAAACAAGGAUGAAAGUUUCCUUUCAUCCUUGUUUGACACCAUGUACACACACGUGCAUCUAGUGACAGAUACUGCUCAUGUAAAGUUGUUUGCGUUAAUAAAGUUUUCACAAAUAUU